UUCAGGGACCAUGUCAAAUACUUUGCUUUCAAAUUUGACAAUGUCUUGGACUCGGAUCUGAUACAGAGCUCUCUGAAGGGGCUUCUUGAAAUCGACCAUUGGCGCAAGCUCGGCGGCCGGAUAAAGUUGAAUGAAAAUGGUCGAAUCACGCUGCACGUACCAAAGAAUUUCGACUCGCAGAACCCAGCAUUUGCCUUCCAUCAUGAAAAGUACAAUAUGGCGGUUUCUGGCCACACUAUCGCUGCGAAGUUUCCCCCAAUCAAGCAAACUCAACAAUCAAUAGUUUAUCCAAACGACGACUUCCUAGCAACUUUCGCGCGGAUAGAACGGGCACCUAAGAGUAUUCAUGAGUUCAUCAAGUCUGGGAGUCCGGUACUAAGCGUACUGGUUUCAUCCUUUACGGACGCAACAAUUGUUGGGCUUUGCUGGCCACAUAUACUCAUGGACGGUAUCGGAUUUAGCGAGUUUUUACACAACUGGUCGCUCGUUUUAGCUGGCAAAGAGGACAAAGUCACUACGCCAAUAGAUAUAAAUUGCGACCCAAUGUGGGAGAUGGCUGAUCCGGCACGUUUCGAUAUCAAAGAGGACUGGGCUUUUAGUCGACAUCAGCUUCAAGGAGUCGAUCUUCUCAGGUUUCAACUGCGGUAUUUAUGGAACGCAAUUUUUCGUCCACCGCCUGAACGACGCAUGCUUAUGAUCUCAAAUGAUGCUUUCCAUCGACUUGUGGACAACACAAGACUGGAGCUGAAGAAAUGGACCGAGGAGCAAGGCGAAUCACAACUACCUUUUAUUAGCGAAGGUGAUAUCUUGACUGGCUGGAUAAUGAAAGCUGCGAACAAGCAUAAGACCUCGCGCACAUCACGACCUAUAAUCCUCGGUCAAGCGUUCAAUCUCCGACCAUAUUUACAAGAGCAAGUCAUUAACCCUCCCGAAAUCGUACAAGCGAAUGUUGAUCGCAAAGGAGUCUACAUAUCAAACAUGGUGUCUGCAGUCUAUACACUUCUACCGCGGGGAUUUUUACAAGAUGAACCGGUCUUUCAAAUUGCCCUUGAACAGCGGAAGGCAAUACAGCAACAAACAACGGAGAAUCAAGUACUAGGGUUAUUGCGACACCACAGAGAGACCUUCCAACGGACUGGUAAAUAUCAACCAAUUUUCGGCACGCACGACAGCGAUCUAUAUUUUGUGACAAAUGCGAUAAAGCUUCAGCUUCAGCAUAUGAUCGAUCUCUCGCCAGCGAUAGUCCAAGAUUCAGAAGAAGGAGAUAGUAAGGAUAUGAUUCGCAGUAAAAUUUCUUCAUAUGUGUCUGGGUUUCAAAACCCUAAUGCUGUGUUCCCUGGGAUUAUUAUUCUGAAAGGAAAAGAUCAAUUCGGGAACGUAUGGAUGAAUCCUACGUUACAUCGAGAUUGCUGGAAAGGUGUAGAAGAAGAGAUCCAGAAA
This is a messenger RNA of Lindgomyces ingoldianus, 1440 nucleotides long. RefSeq lists its product as uncharacterized. The annotation marks the transcript as partial. The record is from RefSeq and is a predicted model, not a curated record. The transcript is spliced from 2 exons. Lineage: Eukaryota; Fungi; Ascomycota; Dothideomycetes; Pleosporales; Lindgomycetaceae.